This is a messenger RNA of Wyeomyia smithii (pitcher-plant mosquito), 934 nucleotides long. Its product is annotated as chymotrypsin-2-like. NCBI's taxonomy places the organism in Eukaryota, Metazoa, Arthropoda, Insecta, Diptera, Culicidae. Bases 97 to 846 code for a protein of 249 amino acids. Gene Ontology annotation, biological process: proteolysis. The transcript is spliced from 2 exons. The record is from RefSeq and is a predicted model, not a curated record. Gene Ontology annotation, molecular function: serine-type endopeptidase activity.
GAAUGAUUCACCGUGAAAAGAUCCCCCCGAAGACGCCCCCAUCUUGUAUAUAUAAAUCAACCAUCAGAACAGAACUGAUUCAGUUUACUUCCAAUCAUGCUACAGUAUCUAUUAGUUGUCUGUCUUAUCAGUUCGGCGCUGGCGGACGAAACCCAGUCUGGUCGAAUCGUUGGUGGUCGCCAGGCAGGGCCUGGCCAGUUCCCGUUCCAGGCUUCACUGCGAAACCAGAGAAAUUCCCACAUUUGCGGAGCAGUUGUAAUCAGCAAUCGUUGGCUGCUGACGGCAUCCCACUGCACCAUUGGCACUCAGGCCUACCAACUUCGUGUCGUUGUUGGUUCCAUCGACCAAUCUUCGGGUGGAGUAAGCUAUAACUUGUUGCAGAAAAUCGAACAUCCGGACUUCAAUGAUUACACUUUGGAAAAUGAUAUCGCUCUGCUGAUGACUGGUUAUCCUAUUGAGAUGAGUCGACUGGUGCAACCGAUCACCAUGGGUAAUACCAUGGUUCCCGCGGGAAAGAUAGCUACGGCCAGUGGAUGGGGCAAACUGCAAGUAGACGCCGCGGCUUCCACUAUGUUGCAAUACAUGGAAGUUAGAACCCUGAACAACCUAGAGUGUAGACUUCGACAUGACGUUCAGAAUCGAGAAAAAGUAAAUGCUGGCAAUUUGUGCACAUUCCUUCGUGUUGGACAAGGUACUUGCAUGGGAGACUCAGGAAGCCCAUUGAUCGUUGAAGGCGUUCUGGUCGGUUUGGUGUCCUGGGGAGUUCCGUGUGCUGUUGGAAAGCCGGAUGUUUAUACCCGAGUGGCAACCCAUCGUGCCUGGAUUUUAAGAACGACUGGAGUUUGAAAAGGGUACAUUGUAGCAUGAGUUAAAAUAGAAUUAUUUUGUAUAAUAACCGCCGUUUUAUCGAUGCAGAAAUAUAUUUUUCACUGUG